UCCGACUCCAGCAAACAUCAAAAGCAUCAAAAUCCCAGAAACAAGCGCUCUCUCGCUCUCUCUCUCUCUCUCUCUCAAGCCACUCGAGUCAUUCUUCAGAAAAUAAGGAAAGAAAGAAAAAUGAGCAAAGAGUGCUACGUGGUGGUGCACAACAUCGCGAAGCGGCACAACGUGGGCACACUAGCCCGGAGUGCCACGGCCUUCGGUGUCUCCGAACUUAUCCUAGUGGGCCGCAGGGACUUCAACGCCUUCGGAAGCCACGGUUCCACCUCCCACCUCCGCUUCCGCCACUUCCAUUCCCUCCCUGACGCCCGCCAAUUCCUCAAGGAAAAAGAUUGUGAUAUUUGUGGGGUGGAGAUUACGGACACUGCUAUGGCCGUCAAUCAGCAUCCUUUCAACAAGAGCACUGCUUUCCUACUCGGAAACGAAGGAACAGGGCUUUCUGCCAAAGAAUGUGAAAUAUGUGACUUUUUUGUUUAUAUCCCACAAUACGGGUUUGGUACUGCUUCAUUGAAUGUUACAGUAGCGGCUUCUAUUGUAUUGCAUCAUUUUGGAGUUUGGGCUGGCUUCCCCGAGAGAACCCGUGAUGGGAACAAGUAUGUUGUGGCUGAGAGACCCGUUAAACAGGGGAGGCGAAACUACUGUGCAGAAACAGCUGAUACCAUAAUUGAAGAGCGUAAAUCUAGAAGGGAAAAUGCUUCCAAUGGUUUCUUUGAUGAGAGCAGAAAUAGCAAUUCAGCUUCUAACCUUCUGGAUGUGUUGUUCGGUGAUGAUUGAUUCAAUGGAGUUAAGUAUUUGAUAAGAUUGGCAUGGCAUCAUAAAGCAUCGAGAACAGUGUGGGUUGUUGUGGGUCUACAUUGCCUUUCAACUAUUUCUUCUAAACAGAAAGAAACAGCUCAUGCGUAAGCAGUGACUCGAGAAAAGUCUAUUGCUAGAGAAUUAUUUUAACUAGUUGAGAGUGAGAGAAGCUUUUUGAUGGAUGGAUGGAUGGAUGAUGUGUUGUUGCAAAUUGAAUAGGGGACUUUGAUCCAUUUUGGUUGGGAUUAGCUCUCCAUGUAAGAGUAUUGGUAUGAGAAAUUUGUUGAUGAUUCAA
Molecule: messenger RNA, 1093 nt
Organism: Juglans microcarpa x Juglans regia
Lineage: Eukaryota; Viridiplantae; Streptophyta; Magnoliopsida; Fagales; Juglandaceae
Product: putative TrmH family tRNA/rRNA methyltransferase
Exons: 4
Coding region: 121-777 (218 amino acids)
Biological process (GO): RNA processing
Molecular function (GO): RNA methyltransferase activity; RNA binding
Source: RefSeq, a predicted model, not a curated record